Molecule: messenger RNA, 3012 nt
Organism: Agrilus planipennis (emerald ash borer)
Lineage: Eukaryota; Metazoa; Arthropoda; Insecta; Coleoptera; Buprestidae
Product: aminopeptidase N-like
Exons: 7
Coding region: 802-3012 (736 amino acids)
Biological process (GO): peptide catabolic process; proteolysis
Cellular component (GO): cytoplasm
Molecular function (GO): peptide binding; metalloaminopeptidase activity; zinc ion binding
Source: RefSeq, a predicted model, not a curated record
UUUUUAUUUAAAAUUGAGGAAUUACACUUAGCAUUCAACUAUCUUUUAAACGUUUACAAAUACAAGUUAUCUAACAUGAUAUUGUCACGUAUUUAAACACCUUCAUGACACUAUUACUACUUUUAUUUAAGUAUUUAUUGUCUACGUAACACUUCUAUUAUUAAUUAGUUAUCCAUUCACCACUAUAUAUACACUUUCUCACUUCUUAGCAUUGCAUCGCCUCGAAUUCGUCCUUGUACUAACUAAUUUGAUUUUGCCACAAAUAUUUAUAGAAACUGGCCGUUUUUCUAGAAUGAUCCACUAUAUACCGUCUAGAAACCUGGUCUUCACUGUAUAUGUUGGGUUUAUGUUUGUAUUACGGAAAACAGAUCAUUUUUUGAUUUUGCAUGAUUACAAGAUCGUUAUUGCAUCAAACGAUUAAAUUAAGGAAAUAAACUGCUAAAAAUUAAGUCUGAAAUAUUAUCUUGUAGUUUAUAAAAAAAUUGAUAGACGAGUAGCUGAUCAAAUAACAGAGAUAGUUCAAGAAAUGACCCUUUAAAUAAAGUCUAAAAUAGUUGGUAGAACUGUAGUUUGAACCAUAAAACAAAUUAUUCCACUACUACACUUCAUAAAUAAAUGUAUCAAUGUUUUGGUAACUUCUACGACAUGGUUUUAUAGAUAAAAUGCCUGAAUUCAACUGAUAAAAUAAUUCUAAACGUUUUGAAUUUGACAAUACACCAAGGUGUCACCUUUAAUUAUAUUGGAGGUGACCAGUAUUCUGUUUAUGUUGUGGAAUGGUGUUUAUACCCGGAAAACGAAACCAUGAGUAUCAAAUUAAAUAAACCCUUAACGCCAGGAAGUACCUACAAUCUUAAAAUCCGAUUUACCGGAAAUCUCAGUUACUACUAUAGAGGAUAUUAUAGAGAUUAUUACUAUGAUUCGACGAGCAAGGAAAAGAAAUGGAUGGCAUUUACGAACUUUCAACCAACGGAUGCCAGAAGGGCAUUUCCAUGUUUUGACGAACCGAACUUUAAAGCUACUUUUGAAAUAAGUCUCGGGAGGUUGAGAAAAUACAACACUUUAAGCAACAUGCCUCUCGAAAGAACCGAACCCAUGAAGGAUCGAGAGGGCUGGGUUUGGGAUAGAUUCCAAAAAUCAGUACGAAUGUCGACAUACCUUGUGGCUUUCGUUGUGUCUGAAUACAAACCUUUGGUCGCUCCAAAAGCCCCUACCAAUAAUGUGAUAUUCAAAAUUUGGUUUUCGGAUCACGAAAACAAUCUAACCAGCUUAGCAGCGAAUACGGCCUCAAAAGGGUUAGAAUUCUUCGAACAGUACCUUAAUAUCAAAUACGUUCUUCCAAAACUAGAUAUGGUAUCUGUAAACCGAUUUCCGGCUGGUGCUAUGGAGAAUUGGGGACUUAUAAUCAUCUUACACCAUUAUCUUCUUUAUGAUCCCAAUUCGUUAUCGCAUUCAAAAGAAACAGCCAUUACGAGCGUUAUUUUCCACGAGCUAGCUCACCAAUGGUUUGGAAAUUUAGUUACAAUAAAGUGGUGGAGUGAUAUAUGGCUUAAUGAAGGUUUUGCCACUUUCAUGGCAGCAUUAGCAGUUCAUCAUCUUUAUCCUGAAUGGGAUUCGCUUAAUGAAGAAAGAAUAAAUGAUGUUUCAAUGAUAUUUUCUAUCGAUUGUCUAAACAGUUCACGGCCGGUCUCUUCACCAGUUAGAACACCUCAAGAAAUACUGGAUAAUUUUGACAGAUUGGUGUAUCAAAAAGGCUCUUGUCUGGUGAACAUGAUGUUUCACUUCCUAGGAGAGGAAACGUUUAAAAAAGGAAUAACUAAAUAUUUGGAAGAAAACAAAUUCAAAAAUGUUGAACAAGAUGAUCUCUUUCAAUUUCUGACAAAUGAAGGUCAUAUAAGCGGUACACUUGCAAGAAAAUUCAAUGUCAAAACUAUAAUGGACACAUGGACCCUUCAAGCAGGAUAUCCUGUUAUAACAGUUAAUAGAAGUUAUGAAGACAAUUCAACAAAAAUAACUCAGGAGCGAUUUUACCAAGAUAAAAGUAUUUCACCAACAAAUGAAUGUUGGUGGAUACCGUUGACUUAUACAAAUCAACGCAAAAAAAGAUUUGGUAAGACACGUACACGUACAAAGGAUUGGUUAUCCUGUCCACCAAACACGAAGAUUAUUAAGAACAUUGCGACAAAAAAUGAAUGGGUAAUUUUCAAUAUUCGGAUGGUAGGUUUGUAUAGAGUGAAUUACGACGACCAAAAUUGGGAAAUGUUACAAUCUACGUUAAAUAGUGAAUCAUACAACGACAUACCUGUUUUAAAUAGAUUUCUGUUAAUCGAAGACUCUGCUAAUUUGGCAGCUUUAGACAAAAUAAGUUACAAGAUUUUCUUUGGAAUAUUACGGUAUUUAGACAGGGAAAUUGAUUAUCUUCCGUGGGAAGCAGUAUUGAAGAACUCAUACCGUUUUAAAAUUAGCUUACGUAACACCACCGCGUUGGAAUUAUAUCGCGAAUUUAUGAAACGCCUGUUAGAGCCGAUAGCGGAAAAGAUAAAAGCGAUAACAGUUGAGGGACAAGAACCAGGAGAAUUGAACAAAUUGAAAUUGAAGGAAAUUGUUUUAGAACUUGCAUGCGUUUUUAAUACAAGCGCCUGUAUGGCAAACGUAGGACAAAUGUUCAGAGAGCACGUUAUAAGUCCCCGAGUUAAUACCAUACCGCAGGAGCUUCGGUCAGUGGUGUAUUGUAACGGAAUGAAAAAUGCUGGUGACAACGAAUGGAACUUCUUAUGGAGCAAAUAUAAACAAACAGACGCAAUUAACGAGAAAGACGAAAUUUUAGAGUCAUUAGGAUGUAGUGAGAAUCCCUCCUUAUUGCAACGCUACUUGCAAGUAAUUGUUGAUGAAAGAUCUGGUCUAAGAAAAGGCGAUAGUUUAAAAGUAUUUAGUGCAGUUGCCAAAAACGAAAUGGGAUAUCAAAUUGCCAAAUCAUUUUUUCAAACCAACGUUCAAAAGAUCUUCGAGAGGUAA